Molecule: messenger RNA, 14384 nt
Organism: Pocillopora meandrina
Lineage: Eukaryota; Metazoa; Cnidaria; Anthozoa; Scleractinia; Pocilloporidae
Source: the annotation of a GenBank genome assembly
AUGUCCUAUGAACCACCAGUUCUUUCAAGGAAGCAUGCCUCUACUGAUGCAAAACCUCCCGAAAACAACAGUCGUUUACAAUCACGUCCUAGCUAUGGAGAGAAGCCAGGCAUGUAUAAUGCAUAUUUGCACUUCGUAAACCGGCUCGAAAUCCGAUGAUUUUUGAAAAAUCGUCGUGUCAGUCUCUCUACCAUUGUAAUGAGUUUUCUUUGCCUCAGUAGUGAACGGUGUGUCGAGACCACUGGGCCGAUCUGAAGAGAAUGUUCAGCGAGAAGAUUUCAAACUUUUGAUUGAUCCCGCCAUAAAGAAAGGACAUGCUAAAAUCUAUCGAUACGGUGGAGUCUUUCCAGGGGUAAGCAAAGCGACUGUGUACGAAAGUGCCUUGAUCUUGCAUCUUGUUGUACACACUAGCGUUGAAGUUUUCUAAACUUGUUUUACUUCUUCCAGCAACCGCCGGUUGUCCCAAAGGAUCCUCGCUCCAGGAGGAAAAGAAUAUGGACCCACAACAAAGCCGAUUUACCUGUUCCUAAUUUCAAGGUUUGUUUAGGAGUCAUUUACCGAGAGAGAUCUUUCCACGAGGUUUUAGAGCAUCUUUGUUAUCAAUUUGUGAUCAAUUUACCGAUAGGGCAUUAUUGUUUUUGCCUGGCCAAUUUUAAUUUAAAAACGAUUGCCACUUCUAAUUUUAGAACUUAUUGUUUGUGGUGAUUCCCUCUUGAUUAGGUGGACAAAUGGUAUGUGGGAAUUCCUCCGCAACGUGAAGUUCUGUUUUCGGGAUUGAAUGAUAACGUGGAUAAGAAAUUUCUACAAGAAAUUUGCGAACGUUAUGGACGAAUCGAGGCCAUCAAAAUAUAUUAUGAUCCACAAACAAAAAAACACACCGGAAAAGGUCGUGUGACUUUUGAAACCACUACCGCUGCUAAAAUGGCAGUUUCUAAGCUAGACCAUACUUCAGUAAUGGGGAACAUCAUAAAGGCUCAUAUGGAAAUCGGCAUCAAAGGUAAUCUACUGCACGCGAUAAAGUCGUAUUAUCUGACAAAAUUUAUCAGCUGUAGAGUUGAAUGUUUUUUUUUUUUGACGUGUUAACAUUAAUUACGUUUAAUGUUAUUGUUUUCCGGUGACAGUUGUACAUUUCAAUCCAUCGUACUCGAGUGCAUUAUGGGAGAGUUCGUGACAUUUCAUGCUGCUAUUUGGGUGUUUGAUUUUGUAAUGUGUUUUUAAGGGAAAACAGAGAGAUCAUUGUAUUACCACAGAUCAAUUUUGAGUAAAAAGGUUUAAAAUAGGAUUAACUGCUUCUAAUCUCAAUUCCAUGGCUCAAGCAGUGACUGUAAGAAUAAAGUACAAGGUAUUCGAAAGUCUCAAAGCUGAUAAACGAACUACGUCAUGUUAACUAAGAUGUAACUGGUGAUAUCAAUUAAAUCAGGUCAAAUUUUUCUUUACCUUUCCUCUUUCUGUGGGUGAUGUCUCUGUUUCUUUUUCUCCUUCUUCAUCACAUUUCGUCAUGAGUAGUAUUUGAAGUUAAUUUUUGACCACUGAAAGUUAGAAAUUGUUAUCAUAUUUAACAUAAGAUAUUUGAGUUUGUAUUUUAGAAUUAUGUGGUAGUUUUUUUGUUUAAUUUUAACAACUGUGCUAAUUUAGAAGCUUUACAGAUACUGUCUUGUACUGUCAGAGAGGGUUUAGAACACAGGAGAAAAUUUCAUAUGAUGUUCUUGUCAGACAUUACCCUUUGACUCCUUGCAUCUAAUUUCCCCUUCCAAUUUUACCCCUUAAUCACGCAUUAAGGCUGGGAGAUCAUCAGCUUAAGAAGCUCUUAAGUAUCAAACAAAUUCUCCCUGUCAGCACCUUAGUAAAUGUAUUGAGAACAGUUUGGAGAAUAUACAUGCACAUGUAAAGUUGUGAUGGGUUAAAACCUUGUGAGAUGUGCAACACACACUUUUGUUUAUACAAGAAUUGUAAUUAGCCAGUAAUUUGAACUUGUGUAUUAAAGGGGGUAACGCUUAACUCCCAUGAGUGACCAAGACAGAAUUUCUCCUUUCAUUACCAAUACAAUAUCAAGCGGACAAGUAAUGAGAAAGAAGAACAAACAAAGCAAUUAGGGUAUCACUAGUUGAUCCAAUUCCCAAUUUUCCAAAUAGAAAUCAUAUGAAUUAUUUUGCAGACAGUGAGGGGAAUUGUUAAUGAGAUCUUUGGGACAAUGCUUAUAAUUUUAGUUUGGAGAAUUUAGUAUUGAAUCAAAUGAUAAUCCACUAAUGGAUGUUUUUUUCUUUAUUCUCAUCACUUGUCUACUUGAGAUUGUAUUGAUGUUAUAAGGAGAAAUUCUGUCUUAGUCACUACUGGGAGUGAAAGUUAAAAGAGUCUAACAUGAAAUUUGAUCCAUUUCUAUAUGUUAUGAAGACUUAAGGCUGUAGUCUGUGAACUGCGAAUGAUUUCCCAGCAUAGAUCAUAAAACCAAAGAAAUUAUUUGAUGAUGUCAGUAUUGACUCAAUAGAAUGUAUUUUUUUGGGAGGGGGAGGGGGAGGGGGGUAAGAUUGUGAACAAAGACAACCAGAGUAAAGAAGAACUCUUUAUGAGUCCAUAAAUUCAUUUCUAUGAUUCUUUAUUUGUCAAAUUUAACCUUUACACUCCCAAGAUCUUAAUAGUAAUUUCCUUACUGUCUGACAGGCAUUGCAACCAGAGUUAGUUCUGAGGAUUUGGUAUUUAACCCAUUAACUCCCAAGAUCUGAUUGUGAAUUCUUCCCUCUACAUGCUACCCAUUUCCUUGUAAAUUUAGUUCUGAGAAUUUUGUGUAAGAUCAAGUUAACAACUUCUACCUGAUAAGUUUGUAUAUUCUCAUUAUCUGUUUGCUGGAUAAUGUAAGGAUAUUAAAGGGAGAAGUUUCAUGUUGAUCACUUCUAGGAGUUAAAGGGUUAAUCAAUAAGGAGCCAAUAGUUGAUAGGUUUCUUGGUACUUAUCACCUGUUUGAUUUACAGUACAUCCUUUCUGAAAGGAGAAAUUACUUUUUGGUCACUCCUGGUUGUGAAGUAGUCAACCCUUUAACUCCCAGAAGUGAUCAACAUGUAACCUCUCCCUAUGGUAUCCAUACAUUAUUCAACAAAGAGGUGGCGAGAUUACUCAAAUUUAUCAGGUACAAGAUAUUAUCUUGAUUGAACAGCAAAUUCUCGUGACCAAUUUAAAAGGAAAUUUGUAGCAGCUAGAAGAGAGAAGUAACAAUUUUUACUUUUCUGAUUUCAGGACAUGAAGUUCAUGGUAAACACCCACCUGCCAGACGGAACUCAGGUCACGAUAGUUACUCUUCAGCACACAUCCCUACUCCAUCUCCUUCCGUAAUAUCACAGUCAUCUACAGAAAGUUCAGUGCUAUCACCUUCACUCAUGAUGAGGAAAAGCCCUGCAUCAUCUGUACGACUACAAGGAGAUACCUGGGCAAAGUCACUUUCUGCAUCUUGGGAUGGAACCUCACCAGCUGUCAAAAAAUUAGCUCAAAGUGGAUCAGCUUUCUUGUCUCCUCAAAGAGUAUCGUCUGCACAGUCUACAUUUGAACCUGUCUCACCACCCCAUGUUUUCCACAGAAAUGAUGAACCCCCACCUCCCCCACCACCAUCAUCAAAUCCACCUCCUCCACCAGUGGAGAGAGUAUCCUCAAAGGAGCCCCCACCACCACCCCCUAAAGAGAAAUCGGAUCAGUCUUCCUCUUGCUUAAAUUAUGAAGACAUCUCUCCAGAUCCUGUGUUUUCUCCUGGUAGAGAUGAAGAACGAUCAGUGCCUAUUCACAAAGGCAAGGACGACAAUGCAAAAACAACAAAUAAACUAAUUGAAUCAUUCAGAAGGGAGUCAAUGCGUACUUCUUCACCUCCUAGCAAAAGUCGAUCACCCAGAAUUGACAGAAGUGAAAGCUACUCAAAGUGGGAAAAAAGGAAACAGAUGGAACGGGAAGAGAGACACAGAGAUAAACACAGGGACCUUGACAGGCCUGGGGAAUCGUAUGAUAGGGACCAUGUGUACAAGGAGGAUCGUAGGUUUGAUAAGUAUGGAGAUUACCGACAUAAGAGAGAUGAUUAUUUUGAGAAGAAGGUUGAUCGCAGAGACAAUUACAGAUGGGAUGAUUAUGACAGGAGCAGAAGUGGAGGCCGCUGGGAGAAAGAUGAACACAAGUAUAGAAAAGAUAGGUAUAGCACAAGUCCAAGGAGAGGGGAUGAUCGUAGAUGGGCAGAGGCAAGACCACGGGAUCCUAGACUGCGGGACAGAGAUAGUGAGAUUGGUGAGGUGCUAAGUAAAAAUGCAAGACAUAAUGAAAGAGAUAAAGAUGGACUUAAUGGGGAAGAUGACCACAGUCGUGAUUUGAGAUCACGAGGAAGAAAUCAGGAAACUUCUGAUACUCACAUAAGAGACAAGAGAGCAAAAGAAUGGUCCAAUGAAGUGGGAAGCUCAGAUGCAAGAACCAUCGAAAGUAAGGAACAUAGGCUGAUUGAUGGUGAUAUUAAAGGUUCAGUCAAAGACAGAGAAAAUACAUCAACUGAUCUCAAAAUCAGGGAUCCCAGACUGAAAGACAAAGAUAAUGAUAAUGAAAGUAUUUCUCAGUAUGAUUCUGCUCCAAACCUUACCAGCCAGGAAGGUGUUGAUCCUCAAUCAAAAAAUAGUGUUGCUGAUGAAAAAGACAAGAAAUUAAAAUCAGAUUCAAAAACUACUGAAAGUGAUGCAAAAGCAGCAACUGCCGCUGAGAUUAUUUCAUCUGUAGUAGCUGGUAAUUCACUGAAGGAAACAAAAGCUGUACACAGAUAUGCUGAGGAUGCAUAUACAGUUGGUGUGGAAGCUUGCUCUGAUGAAGAACCCUUACCUCCUGGAGAUGAACGUGAUGUUGCUCAUGAAGUUCAGCUAGACAUAAAUAGAAGUAAAAUCAAAGCUGCUCAGAAUGCUGUGAAGAAGCGGAAACUUUCAGAAACUGUCCCAGAUGAAAACCAGAGCAAUGGAGCUAAAGCGAAAAAGAUACAAAUAGUCUUGAAAAGUGUUCAGCUCACUGCUGCAGACUCUAAAAUGGAUACUCCUGAGAACCUGAAUCAUUCACUCGUUGAUGAGGAAUGUGAAGAUGAAGAGAUCAGUGGUUGGAGGACAGUGACUUUUUCCAGUGAUAAGUCAACACCUGAAGUGGCAGCUGAUGUUGCAGUAUCUUCAGAGUCAGGAGCCACCCUAUUACAGGAGAAGAACUUACCACUUACAGAGGACAUAUCCCCCUUUAACUCUCCAGCUAUUGAAAGAACAGGCCAUGCGGAAUGCAAUGAUUCCCCUGUUCAUGUGUCUGCAGAACCAGCUGCACAUGACAUUUACUCUGACAUUGAAGGAAAUGAUGAGGAUGACAAUGAGGGUGAAGAUGUGAACAAUGAUAGAGAUGAUGAUGCUAUGUCAUUAUCAUCCAUUAGCUCAAAUGAAGACACUUUAGAAGUGACUGAACCUGAGAGCAAACCUCUCCCCAAAUCAAAAGGUAUCUCUGUUCCACCUCCAAAUGUUGUCUUCCCACCUUACCCCCCUCCAAUGUUCAAUCCCACCAUACCACCCCCUCCAUUCUUCAACCCCAGAGUACCCCCUCCACCCAUAGGUCCUGUUACUGUUCCUCCCCCUCCCCUCCCUGUCCCUGGUGCUGUCCCACAUCCCAACAUGCGUCCUCCACUACCUCCUGCAAGACCCAUUCUACCUCCAGUUGUGCUGCCACCUUCUGGCCCACCUAUUCCAGUGCCACCUCCAGCCAUACCUCGUUCUGGAUUCUAUGACACUCGGAGAGCACCUCAGUUCCCUAAUGCUGGUUUUCCUAACAGUGGAAGUUAUGGUUUUCCCAAAGUAGAGCAGAAAAAGACAAGGAGAGCUUUGAUCAUUGAUGAAGUUUAUAGAAAAAUUUGUGUUGAACUGGAUGCUGUUCUCAAGAGAGAUAUCUUCAAGAAACUUGUGGAGGCAUCUGCAUUCAAAGCUUUGGAAUCUUGGUGGGAUAAUCAGACCAAACCAAAGGUAUGUUGCUUGUGGCUGCUUAAAGUUCUUGUAGUUAGUAGUUAAGUUCACUUCUUUUGCUAGCCAUUGUCAUGAUUUUAGCCAUUAUUUAAGGUAGUAUUUUGCCCUUUUUAGCCUUUUGAAAUUUAGAAUAAAAUCUUUAAGGUUCUUUGAGAUGAGCCACAACUGAAUGGAUAUUUCAUCUAAAGUAAAGGCUGUAAUAAAUUUAUUUAAGAUACAUCCAAUUGCUCAGGUGAUUACCAGACUGAGGACCACUGGAUAUUCUUUUAUUUUACAUGUAACCCCUUUAAAAACAUUAAUAAUUUUGGCAUUGGUCAGUUUGAAGGUUAGUAUUCAGUUUUGUAACUAACUGUUGCAAUUGAAAUGAAGCAAUUUUCUGCCAAUCAGACAGAGAGCACACAUUUUUUUUAAUCUCCUGAGCAAUGAUAGUGCUGUUUGACCCUUUAACUCCCAAAAUCUGAUUGAUAAUUCUCCCCUGUAGCUGCUACAUAUUUCCUUGUAAAUUAGUUACAAGAAUUUGGUGUUCAAUUGACAGAGCAUCUACUACCUGAGAAGUUUGCGUAUUCUCAUUACCUGUUUGCUGCUUAAUGUAUGGAUAAUGUAGGGAGAUGUUACAUCUUAAUCACCUUUGAGAGCUAAAGGGUUAAUGAAAUUGAGUGAUAAACUUGAUAAUGGGUGGUGGAAUUCAGAAUGAUAAUUUUAAUGAUGAUAAUGAUGACAAUGAUGACGAUGAUGGUAUUUACUACAGAUCCUAAAAUACCAUUUCCAUUAAUCAAUAUUAGACUGCUUCACCCACAACUGCAACUACCGCAAGAAAUCUACAAAUGUGCCAAACUCCACCAGCCACAGUUGGUCUUCCAUCAAAUUCUGGCACCGCAGCUUCCACAAUAGGACCUAGUCCCUUUGAAAGAUCACACAGCAUGCUUCUUGGAUUGCGUGCCUCACUUCCCAAACUUCCUUCAUUUAAAGUGAAACGAGCACCAGAGCCUCCAAAGACAGAACAAUUGAUUAGUUCCUCAAGGAAGCGUAGCAACACGGAAUCUUCAGACAUCCCCCCGCGAGAGACAAAGAGACGCAUUUUGGAUGAUGUAGACUCAGAAAUGGAGACAGAUUUGGAGAACAGCUCUAGUCUGGACAGGCGUCCACGCACCAUCAGCAGGCUUGAAGAAGAGGAGCGGAGCCAUUCGCCACUUCAGCUUGAUGACAGUUUGGACGUUGCUCCGAAGGCUACAAUAGUGAGGAGCAGUGAAGGUAAUGGAAUUUCUGGAGCAAAAAAGCUGUCCCGUCAUAUUAAUAAUGUGUUCCUGAAUACAAGGAACUGUUUUAAUUUAUGGCGGGCACAGAGUAAGUACAGUGGUUACAGAGGUCCUUUCCUCAAACUCGCCUUGUGGAUUGCAGGAAACAUACAAUUUUCGUGAGAAUGUAUGUUUGCUUUUUUUCCUGAGAACUAAAUGAUACAGGCUAAUUGAGUAUUAUCACCUGAGUUGAUAACUUGAAUUACUCAUCGUAAAGAGUUUAGAAGCUGACGUUUCGAGCGUCAGCCCUUCGUCAGAGCGAAUCGGAAAGGCUAACGCUCGAAACGUCAACUUUGUUACCCUUUCCAAUGGCCAAUUUAUGUUAUCAACUCAGUUGAUAAUGAUAACUUACCCUGUUAUACUCUCCCACCGACGUAGCACCACAGUUUCUUUAGAAACUCACCUCCUCUAUUCAUAUCCAAUUGUUAGAUUGAUUUGGAACGAAUGUUCUUCAUACUUGAACCAUGAAAAUUGUAUUUCACUUCAUUUAGAUGUUUGAAAUUUGAUUGACGUUUGAAAAUGCUAAUACCUAAUAUCUUACUUUUUCCUUUUUUGACCUAAAAAAAGUGCUCUUAAUGCUUACUUUUGUGUUUUUCUUUUCUCAAGCUGAUGAGCGACGACCAAGCACAGGCUCGUCAUUGUACCAUACAUUGUACUCCAGUAGUAGCAACAGUAGUGAGUCAGGCAGCGACGAGAGUGAGUCUGAUGGUGAAGAUGAAGAAGAAGAGGUGGAAAGCGGAGAGGGCACUGGGGAUGAGAGCGAAAGUGAAAGUGAAGAAGAAACUGAAUCAGAAAGUGAGGAUGACACUAGACAAGUCUCUGACAAAGAACAACAAGAGCUGGAAGUGAACAUGGGUGUGGAGCAGGAAAUUGAUAAAGACUCAAAAAUGGAAGUAGUUCACAUGGAGAAACAUCAAGGUAACAGGACAGAAUGGUUCUUUUCAAACAGAAGUCUUGAAAUUCGUUUCAUUGGCACUUAUUUGCCUUAAAUAACAAAUAGAUUCAAUGUUGCCGCGCUUCUGUACAGAUCACAGAAGAUGUGAAAAUUGUGGUAAGAACAAAAAAGUGACACUGAUUUGCGGACAAUAUUUUGACGUUUUUCUGUGAUCUUAGUACUACUGUACAAAGCCACAGCAACACGGAAUCUAUUCGUUUAAUGAGAUAAAAAAGCAAAAUGAUGUUAAUGAUGACGUCAUCUAUGCGAUCAUAUAUGACGUCAUCUCUGUAUGAACCAAUCAAAAUGCGUGUAGAUGAUCACUUUUUACACGUACUUGAAUUUAGAGGUCUCAAAAAAAUUAUUAAUUUUGAUAACAGAUAUUCUUAAUGCUGCAUACUGUCCUGCUUUUCUCUUGAUAGAUGAUGUCUUUAUAGAAGAUCAGGAAUCCUCAAACGAAAUGUUGUCUAACUCGAUGAACGCUGAGAAAACUAGGGAGCCAGAGUCUUUCAGUUGUAAGAGUGGAGAAAUAUUAAAAACAAAUGAGCUAGAGACUGUCUCAAAAGGAAUGAAUUACAAGGUGGGAGAAUCUGCACCUACCGAGACGUAUCGCUCUUUCCACAUCGCUCACAUUGUGCCUGAUUUGUUCAAAAAUGAAGAUACGUUGAGCAAAAGCAGAACUUCAUCUGUGGAAGAGAAAGACAAUUCAAGCGAAAAUAGUGGAGAACUUGUAAUGAAAGUAGAGCAACCGCCGUUGAGAACGUCAGAUACUCGAGAUACUAGGAAUAUCGAAGACAGUGGUCAUUUCCUCUCGGAAGAAAAAGAUAUAACUAUGAAACAAGGCGAUUCAUUCGAGAAAACGGAGGUUAAAAGUCCAUUACGUGCACCUGUGAUUGGUUUUCGAGAAAAAGAGACGAUUGAACGUGAAAAUUAUAUGUUUUCCCAUGAAGAGGAACAAUUCCCUGAAACGGACCAAAACUUCGAUUAUUCGGAGGAAAGAAUGCCUUUACUUUCCCCUGACAAACCAUUGGCUGUUUCGCUUGUUGAACUUGAUCACCCGUAUGGAUUAACUAUUCCAGAGAAACUACCACCAGAGUCUGUAGAAGAAGAAGCUGAAUUGUUCAACGACAAAAAUAUCAUAGACACUCCCCUCCAUGAGGACAGACGACUCGCUGAGUCUCCUAUUGUUGACGUAGUGACUGUUAACUCGACGUUAUCCUUGCUGCCUGAACUUACCUCUCCUAAGCCCCAGUUCCCCGUGCGGUCAUUUGAAGCCGAUGAUGAGCUUGUGUACGAAUUUCAGAGAGUGGGCAUCGACGCAGAAGACUGCUAUUAUCUAAAAGUUGGUUUUGAGCAGCUUCAGCAGGUUGGAUCUGAUUCAGUCGUGGACGCACACUGGAGUAGUCACUCACAUAUCCUUUUUAACUAAAUUCAGUAUAACUUUAGCUAAAGCAGUUUUUUUUUAUUCAAUGUCGAAGGUAAUCCGGGAACGCUUCGGUUUUGUUUAGCAACACUUUGAAAACUCCUGCCACCCUCUUAACCAAUCAGAUGCUAGGCGAGAAACCUAUUGCAAUUUAAGUCACCCGCGUUUUCCCGCGCUUUUUUUACUGAGAUGUUAUUGGUCCCUUUUGAUAAUUACUUUGUUCUGAUUAGACGCUGUGAUCCCGUCACUCAGUUUAGACGCGCUCAAUCGGGUCUUGCCUUAGACAUUUUCGGAUGCAUUAACUGAAAAGCAUUAAAUGAAUUUUUGGAACUGAGUAGAAACCAACACAGCGGAAACACAUGGGUCAAAGCGUGCGCCAUAGGAUCAAUUUUUGCCGCCCGCGCGCCAAUUUCCCGCUCAAAAUUUCCAUGGAAAGCAAAAGAAACAACCGCUGUCUCGCAAAAUGACCGAAAGAAAAAACGAAACGAAAGUAAGGGAAAGGCGGGAAAACUCGAGACUUGACGAACACAUAGCUUAUUCAUGUACAAGUAACCUGAUUAUUUUCCAUUUUGUUUUGGGCUUUACCAAAAAUGUUCUACGCCUCUAAAACACGGUGUCUCACUGGCUUGUUUGGUUUUUUGUAACUCGUAUGAGACAACUUGACACUCUUUUUGCACUCUGGGCCGUCUUCAUGUGUUAACUCUGAGCUCGUAUUAGCUGCUUCUUUUGUUACGUUUUGAGCUGAAUAGUCGUUUUGUUCAAGUUUGUGUUGGUUUUAAGCCGCUUGUUAGAAAAGUGCUCUGCAAGAGUACUGGCAUUUUCUUUAACCAACCUCACCGACCGCUCAAAGUGUAACAAAAGGACGUCGAAAACUGAAAACAGAACACGGUGUACGUGUACAUGUGACUGGAUGUGCCCGAGCGGAAGGCUUUUACAAGAUUGACAUCAAAGAAAAGGCUAAAUAUCUACAGGCUCAGAGAAGACAGCUACAGUGUCAGGCCAACGUUACGGUGGAGGAACAGGUACUCUCACUCUCUCGUUACUUUCAGCCCGCGGUGUUAACGAGCGCUUUUAAUUCAACUAAUUCAUUCUUGUUUUUCUCUUUACCAUGAUCCCGUCAAUAGCGUAGCUCCAUUUUCUGCGUACAAACACGUACACACAACCUAUAAUUCCUUCACCCCUCGGAUGAAGAGCUAACACUCGAAACGUCAGCUUUUAAACUGUUUACAGUGGCUAAUUUACGUUAUCAACUCAGUUGAUAAUACCAAAUUACCAGGUCAUACUCUCCCACCGACGCAGCGCCACAGUUUCUGUAGAAACUUACUUACCCCCUUUAAUCAUUGAUUCUCAUUCGUCGGGUUAUAGUUUAACCCUUCCACUCCCAAGAUCUGAUCGUUAAUUCUCCCCUUUAGCUUUUGCACAUUUUAUUGAUUAGUUACGAGAAUUUGGUGUUAGAAUAAGCUUACAACUUUUACCUGAUAAGUUUUCGUAUUCUUAUUACCUGUUUGCUGUAUAAUGUAUGGAUGUUGAAGGGAGAAGUUGCAUGUUAAUCACUUCUGGGAGUUGAAGGGUAUAGACAAUGUUUUAACAAAUUUCCCGAUGUCUUCCUACUAGAGUCAUGUUACUAUCGCCCGGCCUCUGUCGUGCACGUUUUUUUGCGCAUAAAACUGUUCACGUGUGUUUGCUCACUGGAUCAUUUACCUUUGUUAUGAUUUGUCGUUGUCAUUGCUUUGGUUGUUGUUUCCCAACACUUAAACGAGAAGCCUCGAGCUGUGUAAUGAAAAGCUGAUAUUUAGACGGUUGUGGUGCCAACGUGCUUCUUGUUUGUUUUGACGUCUGUUCCUUUAGCUUCUAUACAUGCCAUCAUCCAAAAUAGUGAAUCGCAUCGUCUAAGGAACACUUUAGUGAUAAACUUUUUUUUUGCCGUUAUCCUCAGAAAACAGACGGCAACAAGGCUAAACAACAGUCACGUGAACACAGAGCGAUACAAAGAAGAUUACAGUCAGCGGUGUGUAAUGAGGAAUUUGGUGACUUGCUCAAGUUUAAUCAGCUCAUGGUAAGAAAUACGUAACUAACACUUCAAGCAUGUGGUUUCUGAACCAUGGCUCUCCUAUUAGUUUUACUAAACGCUCAAAAAACGGCCCCUAUUACGAUGACUUAGUCAAAACUUGAAAAUUGGAAACUCCUUAACAUGUAGUUUUUUUUUAUUGCAAGUAGCCUUGUAUUUUUCAACACCUUAAAAUUAGUCGCUGCAGUUUUUCUCUGAUAGCUUUCCUUUGGAUUCAAACCUCGAAAAAAAAAAAGAAAUAAAAUUUUAGCUUGUAACCUCUUUCAGUGCUCAAAAUCUUACUUCUCCUUACGGAGCAUCGCCGACUUCAGAAACUUUUUAUCGUCAAACAAAUUCUUAAUGUGUAGAGAACAGUGCAGAGUACAGGAUACUGGUGUCAGCGUGUAAAUGGUUCAUACUGGAUUCUUUAGUGUGGGGUGAUUUUCAAUUGAGUAUCAAAUGAAUAUGGAUUUCUUGGUUUUUGCUUUGCUUCGUUUUAUGAUUGGUUCUGGAGACUCUUUCCAUCCUCUCAACUACUCAGAUUCAAAUUUACAACAAAUGACGACUUGGUCACCGGCGUUUUUCCGUGCGUCAAGCAGUUAACUUGUUUUACAUUUGCGUUCUCGUUGGCUCCUCUUGAUAUUUUCCUUUUCUCUGAUUUGCUGUUUUGAUUACACUGGUUUUGGUUUUACGUCAACUAAUCGAAAACUGCUCAAAAGAGUUCUCUUCAUAUCCUUUCCAUUUGUCGCCAGGUGCGUAAAAAGCAACUUCGAUUCGCUAAGUCGGGUAUCCACGACUGGGGUCUGUUCGCCAUGGAGAACAUUGCAGCGGAUGAGAUGGUAACAGAAUAUGUCGGCGAGAUCAUCAGGCAGCCCAUUGCGGAUAUCCGUGAGCGGAGAUACGAGGAGAUGGGAAUCGGAUCAAGUUACCUGUUUCGUGUUGAUCAGGAAACGAUAAUUGAUGCUACCACUAAAGGAAACUUUGCGCGAUUUAUUAACCACUGCUGUGAUGUAAGUAUCAUCUUUUUCUGUCGCUAUUAGUUCCCAGGUAGCUUAUUAGAGCGGUUUUCAAUUGAGUGUUGAGAGUAAUCCGAGAAUGCAUUGGUUUUGCUUUACUUCUCUCCUGUGAUUAGUUAAAAAAAACUCGCGCCUCGCUUUCAACCAAUCAGAUGCAAAACUAAUACCAAUCACGAUUUGGUCGCCCGCGUUUUCCCGCGCUUUAGGCGGUUUGGUUGUUUUUACUUUGAGUUCUCAUUGGCUCUUUCAGUUAUUUUCCUUUCUUCUGAUUGGCCGUUGUGAUUACUUUGGUUUUGGUUUUAUGACGCUCAAUCGAAAAGUGCUUUUUGAGGAGAAAUCAGCCGAGAGCAAUUUUGAAUUGAUUAUCGAAGGCAAUCUUGGAGGAUAAUGGUUUCUUUUUACUUUUCUCUUUGAUCUUAGUCUAAGAAAAAGUUUUGCUUUUGUAACCGAUCAGAUGCAAGACUGAAACAAAACGCGAUUACGCUUUUCGCGUUUACCCGAGUCCCAGUCACUUUGCCUGUUUUUACUUUACGUUUAUAAUAGCGCCACGUGAUAUUUUGCUUCGUUCUAAUUGGCCGUUGUUUUGAGUUUUGGUUUUGAUUCUGCGACACUCAGUGGAAGUGCGCCCUACUAGUCAACUGACUUUACUGAACUAUUAUGAGGAGAGAAUACUAUCACUCCAUCCAGUAUGAUUUUUCACUACACAAAGCAACACAGGUUCAAAUACAAAGGGUUCCUCCAGCACAAAAGCUUACUUAACUAAAAAGAGUGUUGAAAAUGUAAGCUUUUUUAAGGCUUAAAAAAGCUUACGUUUUAAAUGCUUUUUUUUAACCUUAGAGGGCUGCUAUGUAGUAUUGCUUAUGUUUAUUGUUUUUGUCAAUGUUUGUACCUUCAGUUGGGGAUUGGAGGGAAGAGUGUGGGUGGUCUGGGCUCUACCUGGGCCAGCCCCUGACCUUGGUUGCUCUUCAAUUUUGAUGCAGGCGGUUCUGUGCGGUGUGUGUUUCGAUCUUAUUCUUCAUUCCCUCUGACAAAGGGCUAACGCUCGAAACGUCCGCGUUAGAAACUUUUUACGGAGGCCACUUUACAUACAUAACUAUUAUAUCAUGUUUAAUUAUUUUUCCUUUCGUUUUCCACAGCCCAACUGCUACGCCAAGAUAGUCACUUUAGAGAAUGCCAAGAAAAUAGUCAUUUAUUCCAAGAGAGAUAUCGAAGUCAAUGAAGAAAUCACUUACGACUACAAAUUCCCCAUCGAGGACGAGAAAAUCCCAUGUUUGUGUGGUUCUCCACAAUGCCGGGGGACCUUGAACUAACGCAACAUUUUGUAUAUAUCUCUAUCGAUAUUUAUGCGUAUGAAUUUUGUACAAAGGAAGAAAGGUCUUUUGACGUUUAUCCGUAGAAAUUGGCUACUUCUUUAAAAGAGCAUCAUGUCGUGGGAAACCGACUCAAAACAAUGCGAAUUCCCAUGAAAGUUUACGAAAGCAAUUCCUGAAAGGAAACUUCUAGCUACGGAACCAAGUCCUUUAGACUCUUGCUGCGACAUUGGUUGUUCUGCGUUGUUGUUGCACUCUGUUGUUCUUUGUUCCCGCGUAAUUCUAUUCAGACUGUGUUGUUUUGUGCACCGGGCCUUUUUUGUGUCCGAUUUUUCAUGGAAGAGUGAAUAAAAUGAUUUCUGGACCGAG